Messenger RNA from Malania oleifera, 1378 nucleotides. RefSeq names its product L-lactate dehydrogenase A-like. The record is from RefSeq and is a predicted model, not a curated record. Gene Ontology annotation, molecular function: L-lactate dehydrogenase (NAD+) activity. The transcript has 2 exons. Gene Ontology annotation, biological process: carboxylic acid metabolic process. Bases 45 to 1097 code for a protein of 350 amino acids. Lineage: Eukaryota; Viridiplantae; Streptophyta; Magnoliopsida; Santalales; Ximeniaceae. Gene Ontology annotation, cellular component: cytoplasm.
UGCUAUACAUUCACAUAAUCGAUUACAUACAAGCAAUAACAUCCAUGGAGAAAAGCCCUUCUUCUUCUUCUCUGGGCCCAAUGGGCCUCGACUUCGCCGGCUCUUUCUUCAGGCCCAUCCAACUUGCCGCCCCCCCGUCCCCCACCAAGCGCCACACCAAGGUCUCCGUCGUCGGCGCCGGCAACGUCGGCAUGGCCAUCGCCCAAACAAUCUUAACCCAGGACCUCGCCGACGAGCUCGUCCUGGUCGACGCCAAUCCCGACAAGCUCCGCGGCGAAAUGCUCGACCUCCAGCACGCUGCAGCGUUCCUGCCGCGCACCAAGAUACUCGCCUCCGUCGAUUCCUCCGUCACGGCCGACUCCGACCUGUGCAUCGUCACCGCCGGCGUGCGCCAGGGAGUGGGCGAGACCCGGCUGAACCUCAUCCGUCGGAACGUGACGUUGUUCUCUGAAAUUGUGCCGGCGCUCGCGAAGCACUCGCCGGAUUCGAUACUGAUUAUAGUGUCGAACCCGGUGGACGUGCUGACGUACGUCGCAUGGAAGCUGUCGGGGUUUCCGUCGAACAGGGUGAUCGGCUCUGGAACGAAUCUGGACUCGUCGAGGUUCCGGUCCAUGAUUGCGGAUCAUCUUGACGUCAAUGCCCAGGAUGUUCAGGCAUACAUUGUUGGGGAGCAUGGCGAUAGUUCAGUAGCACUAUGGUCUAGUAUAAGCGUGGGAGGAGUUCCAAUUCUAAGUUUCUUAGAGAAGCAACAGAUUGCAUUUGAGAAAGAGACUCUCGAGAACAUCCACAAAGAAGUGAUUGAGAGUGCAUACGAAGUUAUUCGCCUCAAGGCUUACACCUCAUGGGCUAUUGGUUAUUCAGUGGCAAGCUUGGCUCGAACCAUCCUUCGGGACCAAAGGAGGAUUCACCCAGUCUCUAUCCUUGCCAAGGGCUUCUAUGAAAUCAAUGGCGGUGAUGUGUUCUUUAGCCUCCCAACACAGCUUGGAAGGAAUGGAGUUCUUGGUGUGACUAAUAUUCAUAUAACAGAUGAGGAGGCUCAACAACUUCGAGACUCGGCAAAGGUCAUCUUGGAUGUUCAAAGUCAACUUGAGAUAUAAAUUAAAAGAGUAAAAAGUGAAAAACAAAUUACUUUUAUAUGGUGAAUUAUUUAAUAAGUUCCAAAUAAAGUUAAUCAGGUCUUGUUAAAAAAUUUGUACCAAAGAACAAAAUUGGUUCGAAGGUUCGCGAUUUAGCCCAUAUGUCCAGGAGAUUAUCAUUCACGUCUAGGUGACUAAUAGUCUUGUAGAUAGGGAUAAGGUAAACUAGGAAGGGCACAAAUAUUGUGAUGCAAUUAAUUUGCAGCUACGCAUAAAUAAAAUGUUUAUGGUGUUGGGUGAUA